UCCAAAAAUAGUGAAGAAGAGGAAAAUUGUGUGGCCAGCGCCAUUCCGAAGUCUACCCAAAAUAAAAGCAAAUGGGCGACUGGGAUUUUUGAAGAUUGGCGAAGAGCCCGAUUUCCCAAAGUAGCAACGUUGGAACCAGGCGGUCUCUUUAAACACUAUGAUCUGCACAAAGCUCAGUCCUUGGAAGUUCCGUUAGUCCAAAUGGAUGCUUUAAGCCUUAAUUAUUGGCUAACAAAGUUUAUCCAAGAAGUUGCCAAACCGUCAAGGGAAAGAUAUCCACCCAAACGUUACACCAGAUUGUGUGUGGAAUACGUCGUUUCAUCGAGGAAAAGAAAGAGAAGUUGGAUUUUAAUCCUCCCGAUGCUUCGGACAAAA
Messenger RNA from Pocillopora meandrina, 375 nucleotides. Lineage: Eukaryota; Metazoa; Cnidaria; Anthozoa; Scleractinia; Pocilloporidae. The record is from the annotation of a GenBank genome assembly.